AUGGAUAUUAAUGACAAGAGGUCAAACACCAUCAAGGACUACGAACAGGGCCGCUAUGGUUCCUUUAGCUCUACUGGCAGUCACAUACAAUGGGACGAGAGCUCUGAGCGACCCGGACGCGCAUCUAGAACUGAAUCGCCACAUAUGACCGAUCACAACGGUCAAUUAAGGCAUAGAAGGUCCUCCCUGUCUAUGCGCAUACAGAACCUUGCUGAUGCAGGUGGUGUCAACUCCUUGAACAAUUUUGCCCGUUCCUGGCAGCGCGCCGUUGGUUUCCACGAGAUCACCCAUGUGCGGAAUUCGUUUCGUAUAUCUGAUACUGGGGACGAUGAUGAUACACAGCAAGAUGAUGUGGACACACCGACCGCAGAGACUGGACCGCGAAGCUACCGCUCGCUUCUACGCUCUGCUCUAGAAGAGGAAGGACGGCGGGCCUCUAAUGAAGGCGCCACAGACCAUGCAGUCGAAGAUGACGAGUCGACAGUCGAGACUUCCGGUCUCUUGCAUGUCUCAGGAGAUGAAAGGAGAAGAAUUCGAGACGAAAGCAUUUUUUCUAUCGAGCCUUCGCUGUCGUCGCCUUUUGGCGGAAGUUAUGGGACCAUGUAUGGGAGUCUUGGCUCUCGUAUCAAUGACUCCGCAAAGAUGCAUGCUGGAAGACUAUUCACCGAACAACAACUCAAAGGCGUGACCGAGCCUGACGAGCAACGUGAACCUCUUCUCGUGAAGCAGGUGGAAGAAGAUGGCCAAAUCAUCAAUGUUGUGGUUGGACAGUCAACAUUACCACAAACCAUAUUUAAUUCUGUCAACGUGCUCAUUGGGGUUGGACUAUUGAGCUUGCCCCUGGCUCUGAAAUACUCUGGGCUGCUGAUUGGACUCAUCUUUUUCACUUAUUCAGCCGUCGCAACGGCAUACACGGCGAAACUCCUUGCCAAAUGCUUGGAUGUGGAUAAUUCGCUAAUAACAUUCGCGGAUCUUGCGUUUGUCUCGUUUGGCAAGAAAGCCAGGAUUGCUACAAGCAUUCUGUUCAGCCUAGAGCUGAUUGCAGCUUGUGUAGCACUGAUCAUUCUGUUCGCUGACUCUCUCAAUGCCCUUAUUCCUGGCUGGGGUGUUACUGGAUGGAAGAUUCUUUGUGGUUUGAUCUUGAUCCCAAUCGGAUUCCUCCCGUUACGACUCCUGAGCUUUACCAGUAUUCUAGGUAUACUGUGUUGUCUUUCAAUAUUCCUCAUACUUGUCGUGGAUGGUCUGAUCAAACCAGAACAACCAGGAUCACUUCUUGAACCAGCUCAACAGUACCUGUUCCCAGAGAACUGGCUAACCAUUCCUCUGAGUUUUGGGCUAUUGAUGUCACCAUGGGGUGGUCACAGUGUUUUUCCAAACAUUUACAGGGAUAUGCGUCAUUCAUAUAAAUACAGAAAAGCCAUCAACAUCACAUAUAGCUUCACACUCCUUCUUGAUCUCGGCAUGGCUGUCAUAGGAAUCCUUAUGUUCGGCGAGGAUGUACGAGAUGAGAUUACUUCCAAUAUUUUCAUGACCUCUGGUUAUCCUGCCGGACUCUCGGUUAUCCUCGCAAUUUGUAUUGCCAUUAUUCCGCUUACUAAAGUCCCUCUAAACGCUCGGCCGAUCAUCAGCACCGUGGAGAUCUUCUGUGGCAUCGAUUCUCGAGCAAUCGCGUCCACCCCUUCAAUGGCCGGUAUGUCCGGCUGGAACCGCGGCCUCCUCAUGAUCACUAUCCGGGUCAUCAUGUACAUUGUCUUUGUCCUCAUUGCGAUCGUUUUCCCAAGUUUUGAUCGCAUCAUGACCUUACUUGGCGCUAUUGCAUGUUUCACAAUCUGCAUCAUUUUGCCGCUGGCGUUCCACUUGAAACUGUUUGGCAAGGAGAUGCGACGUAGGGACAAGGCGUUUGAUUGGACUUUACUUAUUGUGUCCGUGAUCAUGGCGGUCGUGAGCACAGUAUUUGCAUGCUUGCCCAAGGACUUAAUUGGCGCAUGA
Pseudovirgaria hyperparasitica is the source of this 1989-nucleotide messenger RNA. Its product is annotated as vacuolar amino acid transporter-like protein 1. Gene Ontology annotation, biological process: amino acid transmembrane transport. Lineage: Eukaryota; Fungi; Ascomycota; Dothideomycetes; Acrospermales; Acrospermaceae. The record is from RefSeq and is a predicted model, not a curated record. Gene Ontology annotation, cellular component: vacuolar membrane. The transcript is spliced from 6 exons. The coding region runs from base 1 to 1989 and encodes 662 amino acids. Gene Ontology annotation, molecular function: amino acid transmembrane transporter activity.